AUGAAUCGAAACAUCCCGAUUGGCAAUAAAAUAUGUGCAACAAAAGAAAUAUUCUAGAACCAAGUCAUUCUUAAUACUCAUCUCUUGACUAUGAGACCAUAAAUCAAUACAAGUGCGCCUAAACAAUAUGAUUUCCUUAAAAACAAAAAGAUCAAGGAGGCUAUCAAAUCACAGAAGCAAUAAGAAAUAGACAGAGAAAAUUAAAACCUUAUAUCCAAACUUACCACUAUUAUGCAAUCAUAAACAAGUAAUCAUCUUACGCUAAUUCAGAUAAUUCUAUCUCCACUCUGGCAAUUAAGAAAUCUGCCACCAUGAGUAUUGCCCAAAAGAAGUCACUCAACAAAGAUUACAGGAAAAAAGAAUUAAUUAAGAUCGUCAUGGAGAAUCAGCAACUCUUAAAAAGAAUCCAAGAUUAGAAAUCCUAAUACAAUGUCAAAGAUUGGAAUCAAGAGCGAAAAUGGGUUGAAAAAUAUAUCUCCAAUAUAUGCGAGUAUCCCUAUAAGGAUUUCAAACCCACCAAAACUCUAGUACAAUAUUGGACCAACUCAAGAAUCAGCGAGUCCUAAUUAUAAAGUAACAAUUCAUAAGUUAUAUUUAUAGAAAGAGAUAAUCUUAACAACAAGAAAUUGGAUCCCUUAGAUCUCAAAAGCCAAUAAACUAAGUAUCAACUAUUAUUAAUCUAUUCAGAUAAAGAGCCAGGCAAGACAACAACAAUACAGAUUCCAGAUAACUCUUGACCAAUUAAGAAAAUUAACAAAGGUAGUAUAAUCAUAAUAUAAUACAACUAGAAGUCUCUUUGAAUCUGAUUUCUAACCUUACGAGCCCUAUCAAGACAAAGUGAGCAAAAUAGUUAAUGAGAUCAUUGAAAAGCCUUAACAAUAAUAAGAAUAAGAAUAAGAAGUUAAAAAAGAAGAAGUGUAAGUUGCUGAUGAUCAAAAUCAUCAAGACUAACCAAUUCAAUAAGAAAAUCCAGAAAUUGUGGCAACCAAUAAUCAGUAAAGCAAAGACUAAGAAGAAGAUCAGAAUAUUGAGCAACAAUAAGACUAAUAAUAGUAACAUGAAGUCAAUAGCUUGAUUGCCAAUUCAGAAGAAAACUAAGAGCAACAGAACUAGGAAUCUAAUAGUCCUCAAUAGAAUCAUCAAAAUAUUCAAACUAUUGAUUUUGAAUAAUAAAAUCAAGAACCUUAAGACUAAUAAAGUUCAGAAAAAUUAUAGGAUUGA
Paramecium octaurelia is the source of this 1221-nucleotide messenger RNA. The record is from the annotation of a GenBank genome assembly. NCBI's taxonomy places the organism in Eukaryota, Ciliophora, Oligohymenophorea, Peniculida, Parameciidae.